This is a messenger RNA of Cyclopterus lumpus (lumpfish), 7193 nucleotides long. It is a transcript of the gene kmt2e, whose product is annotated as lysine (K)-specific methyltransferase 2E. NCBI's taxonomy places the organism in Eukaryota, Metazoa, Chordata, Actinopteri, Perciformes, Cyclopteridae. The transcript has 24 exons. The record is from RefSeq and is a predicted model, not a curated record. The coding region runs from base 1156 to 6000 and encodes 1614 amino acids. Gene Ontology annotation, molecular function: protein binding.
AUACACCAAGCCUUCCCUCUUGACACCUUUUUAUGCCCCCUCAUUCAUUAUCUACAUUCUCAGUUUCACUACCACUGUUCUCAUCUCUCACCCUUUUAUAGGUUUGGCUGCACUCAUGUAUUUGACAUUCUUAGUCAAUAGGAUUUCCUCUGUCUCCCCCUCCUCUGCCCAACAUGCCCUCUAUUAGUAAAGCAGCUCUAUUAUGUGUCUUAACUCUACGGCUUGAUUAAAUUGUGUCUUUCCACAUAGAUCUCUUCUCCCACGUUUACAAAGUUGAUGUUAAUGGGAAUGGGAUUUUGCAGUUCAUGAAAGCAGGGCGCCUCAAGUGUCUGCUCUAAUGAACAGUUUAGUCUUGCCAUUGAUUGUACUUUCACUCAGCCAUUGCUCAUCACAUUGACUCUGUUUUCACUGUUCAGCUAUUAACUACAUCUGCCCCUGUGAAACUGGAAGCCUAGAAUGGAGAUAUAUGUGUGCCGACUGUUUUUAUAACACUGUCUGUGUGAAGGGUACACAGCAUAAUUUCCCUUGAUCCUUUACUCAUGCUUUAGCUCGAUGUUUGCACAUGUGUACGCUGCAUUGAAUCAGUGAAACAGAAAUAUUGCAUGGAGCCAUGGCAACAAGGCUCCUGUCGCCCUCCUCUCUGUUUCCUAUAGUCCUGUCAAGGACAUCGGCGUGGAUUUUUUUUCUUUUCUUUUUCUGGUCAAAUAAAUGAAGCAAGAGGUUCUCGUGUGACUAAAGAAUAACACACGUCAUCAACUUAUGGAGGGGCUCUUGCCCCCUCCCUCAGCCAUCAUCAGAGCUGUUGCCGUGACAGCUUGUGUUGCCAUGGUAUCUGUCCCUCGCUCCCCUCUGCACUGCGCAGGGCCUGUUGCCAUGGUCACUGGCCCUGAGUGACAGGUGGUCCUCACAUAAACAUGGCGUCUUAAAUGGUCCCACUGCACCCCCACCUCCUCCACUCCCCGGAGCUCUGCUGCCGCCCAGGGCAGACCAGAAUCGGUGGAGGCCAGCCCUGUGGUGGUGGAGAAGUCCAGCUACCCACACCAGAUCUACAGCAGCAGUUCUCACCAUUCCCACAGUUACAUUGGCCUACCUUACGCCGACCAUAACUAUGGGGCGCGGCCCCCACCCACUCCACCGGCCUCCCCUCCCCCCUCCAUGUUGAUCCGACAAGGAGAGGGGGGGUUGUUUGUUCCAGGAGGCCAGGACGAAGCAUCCAGGGGCACAACGCUCAGUACCUCAGAGGAUGGCAGCUACGGGGCUGACAUCACCCGCUGCAUCUGUGGCUUCACACAUGAUGACGGCUACAUGAUCUGCUGUGACAAGUGCAGUGCCUGGCAGCAUAUCGACUGCAUGGGAAUCGACAGGCAGAACAUUCCUGAGACUUACCUGUGUGAACGCUGCCAACCACGACAUCUGGAUAGAGAGAGGGCCAUCCUGCUGCAGACCAGGAAACGAGAGUGUUUGUCUGAUGGUGACACCAGUGCUACAGAGAGUGGAGAUGAGGUGCCAUUAGAGCUCUACUCCACCUUCCAACACACGCCUACCACCAUCACGCUCACCACUGGGCGCCUUGGCCAUAAGCAGACUGAUAAAAAACGUAAAAAGAGUGGUGAUAAAGAGCCUCCAGCCUCCUCUGCCCGAGCUAAGAAGGCCUUCCGAGAAGGGUCCAGAAAGUCCUCCAGAGUUAAGGGUGCUGCUCCAGAGCAGGAGCCGACAGAGCACCCGUCUCUGUGGGAGAACAAACUCAAGACGUGGAUGGAGCGCUACGAGGAGGCCAGCAGCAAUCAGUACAGUGAAGACGUCCAGGUCCUGUUGCGUGUCAAAGAGCAAGGCGAUGGCAAGAGCCUGGCGUACAACACACACCCCGCCUCUUUCAAACCGCCCGUGGAGGAUCUGCACUCAUGCCAGAGUGUCUCUCUCUUCCAGAGUCAAGUUCAGAAGAACAAGAAGAUCCUCAAGGCGGUGCGAGACUUGGCCCCAGACUCCCUCAUCAUUGAGUACAGGGGAAAGUUCAUGCUUCGACAGCAGUUCGAGGCGAACGGAUACUUCUUCAAGAGGCCGUACCCCUUUGUGUUAUUUUAUUCUAAAUUUGAUGGGCUUGAGAUGUGUGUGGACGCUCGCAGCUUUGGCAAUGAGGCACGCUUCAUCCGUCGCUCCUGCACCCCCAAUUCUGAAGUGCGGCACGUGGUUGAGGAUGGAAUGCUGCAUUUAUACAUCUACUCAUUGAGGCCUAUCGCCAAAGGCACAGAGAUCACUAUUGGUUUUGAUUAUGACUAUGGCAGCUGUAAAUACAAGGUGGACUGUGCCUGUGUGAAGGGGAACCAGGAGUGCCCCGUGCUCAAGCACAACCUUGAACCCACAGAGAACCUGGGCUCUGGAGGCCGGCGCCGAGGGAGUCGCAAGGACAAGGAGACCGUCCGGGACGACCAGGGCCAGAACCAGAACAUGGGUUUGGACUGCGACGGGAAGAGCAAGAGUGUAGGCGACGGCAAACAGAGGAAACUCUCUCCUCUCCGCCUCUCCAUCUCAAACAACCAGGAUCCUGAGUUAUAUGAGGAUCUAGAAGACAAAACCUCCGUUAGCAAUGAAGUAGAGAUGGAGUCAGAGGAGCAGAUUGCAGAGAGGAGGAGGAAGAUGGCCAACCCAGAGGAGCAGUCCCAUCUGCCUGUCGGGGCGGCUUCCAGCUGGAAGGGACUGAAACACAAGGAGACACGAGAAGAGAGGAAGAUGGAGGCCAUCCUGCAAGCCUUUGCUCGAAUGGAAAAGCGAGAGAAGCGCAGAGAGCAGGCCCUGGAAAGAAUUGGUGGGGUCAAGACGGAAGUCGGGGGCCGCAGUGACAUCAAGGAGGAGCCGCCAGCCACACCAGAGAUGGCUGAUUCUCCAACUGUCAUGCAGCCACUGCUGGAGGUAAAAGAGGAGCCGGGAUUAAAGCCGGCCAAGGUCAAAAGCUCGAGGAACAGGAAGAGUUUCUCAAGGAACCGCACGCACAUUGGUCAACAGCGCCGGCGAGCUCGCACCAUCAGCACCUGUUCUGACUUGGCACCUGGGUCUCCGACUGAGUCUGUGGAGCCUCUGACCAAUGAAGCACCCGAAGGAGAGAUGCUCACUCCACCCGAGCCGGAGGCCAUCCUUGAUGAAGCGCCGGACAGCAGCCCUCCGCACAGCAGCUCACCUGCACCUGACCGAAACCGCAACGGGAGCAAGAACUUUAAAACUAAAAAGCACUUUGUGAGUGAGUGGGUGGGAGAGAAGAUGCAGGACCGCGGUGCAGUACAAACCCCAGAGCCAGUCCCGGAGAGGCCGUUGAGAAUAAGCAGUGACCCUGAAGUUCUCGCCACACAGCUGAACGCCCUACCGGGCAUGGCCUGCUCUCCACAGGUCUACAGCACCCCCAAACACUACGUCCGCUUCUCGUCCCCAUUCCUGGCUAACCGCAGCCCCACUACUCCCGGUGUCCCCACUGGGAGACGGCGUUCCAGAGAACUGCCUGAAACACCGCCAACCACCGGCUCCUGCAAGAAGCGAUGGUUGAAGCAAGCUCUGGAAGAGGAGGGCUCCACCAGCCCGGCCAGACGACCAAGCCUCCUCAUGCCCAGUGAGGGUCCUCUCAGCCCCCCCAUUAAUGGAGACUCUGACAGCCCCCUACCCUACAAUGGUAUCUGCUGUCUACCAGAGUUGCCCACACCUUUGAAAAAGCGGCGGCUGAGUCCGUUGGAUGCCUGCAUGUCCGAGAGCUCGACACCCUACGGCUCCCCUUGUGCCACGCCCACCAGGGCCGAGCAACCGGAGACACCCGCAACCCCCAUCUUACUGGCUACCCCACCGCGUCCCCGAACAGAGGAGCCAAGUACAGAGCCCCUGCCCAGCACCCCAACACAGACACUUAAUGUCCUUCCGGAGAGUGAAUCUUCAGUGGAAAGCUCCCCAGAGGUCAGCCGAAAACCCAGUGUGCAAGAGGCCGAUCGCCCUCCUUCGUUGGUCUCCUCACCCACUGUCAGGGCUCCCAGUUCAGAAGGAACCCCGACAGAAGCCAAGGCGCCGGUUCCUGAAAGUCCACAGCUUCCGGCUGCCGAGCCUAUGGACUGUGGCGAGGACAGGGCAGAUGGUGUGGUUGUAGAGGGGACUAAUGAGGCCUCCUCAUCUACAGAAAUAUGCGCUUCCUCUUUUACUGGCUGGAUAAAAAGCCCAGACAGAGUCCCGACUGGACCAGCUGGCCUGAACUUCUCUCCAGUCAACUCAAACUUAAGGGACCUCACCCCCUCACACACCCUGGAGCCUCUGGUAUCUCCCUUCAGGCCUGAGGCUGCAGCUGGAGCUGCAGCAGGGGCCGCCGUGGUCGUGACAGUUUCUUUGGUUGCCGCUCAGCCCCCCUUCAGUGAAGGCCAGGGGCAGCUCUUUUAUCCCUGCUCUGAGGAGGGAAGUUCACUCGGCUUCUCACGCUCACUGAAUGGGGAUGGCUCUGGCGAGGGAGGAGGGUCAGCACAGAACCCCCCACAGAAGAAAAAGGUUUCCCUGCUAGAAUACAGGAAGCGUCAGCGCGAAGCUCGUCGCAGCGGCUCCAAGACCGAGUGCAGCUCCCCCGUUUCCACCGUGCCGCCUUUGACUGUGGACUCCUUCCCAGUUGCGUUAGAGACCACCAGUGAAUCUCCUCUACCCCCUGCUCCCACUCCCCUCUGCAACGCCAACACCCCCACCCCAACUCCCACCCCCAACACCACCACCACCACAGUAAAAGAGCCCCAGACAAGUGAGGAGGCAGAGGUGUCUGGAGAGAAAGAAGAGAAGGAAGGAGGAGAGGGACAGUGGACGUCGUCUACGUCUGUAGAGCAGGCCCGAGAACGCAGCUACCACAGAGCUCUGCUGCUCAGCAAAGACAAAGAUACAGAUGGUGAGACAGAUGGGGGUGAUACGCCUGCACUGAGAGAUUGCCCAUCUCCAAGUCUUCAAAAGACUCCAACCCACACACCCUGCUCUCCUGGUCCCGUUGCUCAGCCUCCCAGUCGGCCAGCGAAGGAGGAAGACGUUGACGGUCGGCCUCGGACGCCGAUACCGACCAGCCAGCCGCCGAGCAAGCCCGCGGGACACAAACCGGCUCCUCUGACUCCCACAAAGCUGCAUCCCGCCCAGUUGCCCUCCUCUCCAGUCCACUACCCUGGACCCUCCCUCCUCCACUCUCCCAAGCCUCAGCCUCAGGGCUCCCCCUACCGCAGCCAGAGGGCGCUGUUCUCCGCUCAGCCCCAGGCUCAGACUCAGACCGGCCCAGCUCCUUUCCCCCAGUACAACUCACAGAGUGCGCCACCACCACCUCCCCCUCCUCCACCAGCACCACCGGCCUCAGCGGUGUACUUUCCCAGCCAGAGCCCCUCACCUGUUGGACCUUUCUCCGUGUUCAAACCUGCUGUCGCCACCUCUUACCCACCUGGUUCUCAGCCCCUGAUGCAGACUAUUUCCCACAGCGUGCACUAUCAGAGCUCAGCGGCUCCACCGCCACCGCCCCCUCCACCCCCACACCCGAUGCCCGGCCCCACCCUGCUGCACGUCACUCUACAGCCGCCUCCCAUCCAGCAGCACCAGCUCAUGCUGACCACCGCCCCUCCUCCUCCUCCUCCUCCCCCGCAGGUCCAGACCUGCCAGCAGCAGCCUACUGCUGGCAGCACCCUGCUGUCGCUCACCCCUCCUCCGCCUCCUCCUCCGCCUCCUCCCGCCCCCUCGACCAACGCCCAGAUGCAGCCCCACCACUUUCAGAACUUGGGGGCUUUUCAGCCGGCGUUGCUCCACCCAUGCGUCUCUGCCAACCCUUCAGUGCCCCCAUCGACGUACCCCCAAUCCCUUCAGCAGACCGGACUGCCCCCACCUCCACCUCCCCCUCCCCCUCCCCAACAGACUCAACAAGGUCAGGCCCAGGCCGCCGCCUCCCAGAUGCCUUCUGGGACUCGUGGAGCUCCUACGUCCUCGACCCCCUUCCACAGCUCGGGGUACCUGAGCACAGGGUGGCACUGACCGCCCCCCGCCCUGCUGUCGGGCCCCGGCAGCCCCUGAGAACUCGGCCGGAGAGGGGCGUGUAUCAUAAGCUGUAGAUAUGUUUUCUAUGAACCUGAACACAUGGCCAGUGGAAAAACAGCUGAUUGUGGGAUAAAAGGACAACUUUUUAAGAAAUAAUUCAAAACAAGGACAACAUUUUAGAAAAACGGACAGCGACACAAUCUUCAAGACAAACUGCUAAAAAAUGAAGAUGGACGAUCCCCCUGGUGCUCUUAGCCCGCUCUCUCUGGCCUCCGUUUGUUUUUAUAUAUCCUUCCUGUGAUGGAGGGGAAAGCUCUCUGUUCUGUGUCUUGUUUGGACCCCCGUUGUAAGGCCCCCGCACUUUGUUUAUCAAUGGACAUUCCAGCCUAUACCCUCUCCUUCAUCCUCCUCUUCCUCCUUUUGUCAGUUACUCGUUUUUACUUCCUCAUAUCUCGCUCGCUUUUUCUCUCUCUCUCGUCUGCUCUCCACACCAUUUAUUUGUUAUAAUCUAGUGGCUCACUAUAGCAAAGAGAAAGCUUUUUGUAUAGAGAAAAAAAAUAAACACUUAUUUUUUUUAUUCCUCUGUCUAACAAAUAUCUGUUCACCGCUGCAGAUUCAGAAAAGACUCAUUUCUGGGAGCCUGCCUCACCAUCCUGGGAGGCUGCACUUGUGUGGGUGUGUGUGUGUGUGUGUGUGUGUGCGCAUGCGUUAUAGGGUGUGUGUGCGUGUGUGUGCGGGCGCGUGACUUCUUGUAAUGAGUGCGUGUAGUCUUCUGAGGUAGGCAGAGGCCUCGCCCACAGGUAGGAUGUUAGCGGUUUAUUUUUGAAUAUCAAUGGUUAUUUGUAGAAAGUGUAAUUUAAUGUAUAGGUGGUUACUCCAGCUUUCACCAGGAACAGGUUGUAAAUAUUUGCUUCUUUUCUUUUCUAUGCUUGUACAAUUUGCUCCCAUCCCAUUUUUUUUUUUCAAAUAUGGUUGUAAAUAUGAACGCUCUUCUUGGCGAAGCUGAAUGUUUCUGUGACUGUAGCAUUAUUUUUUUUUAUUAUUUUUUUUUGCCCCCUCUCUCUGGACUUUUGUUUUUUUGUGUGUGUGAGUGUAUGUUUGUGUGGAGGGGAGAGACUCACAGACACUGCACUGGUUGGCUAUUUUCAUGGUUCAUUAUAAUAAAUCACUGUAAUGACAGUUUUAUACAA